Nezara viridula (southern green stink bug) is the source of this 2118-nucleotide messenger RNA. Lineage: Eukaryota; Metazoa; Arthropoda; Insecta; Hemiptera; Pentatomidae. The record is from the annotation of a GenBank genome assembly.
UUUAAUUGUCUGUCACAGUUCCGCCAGACAUAGUGGACAGCGACACGUCAUCAGACGUCUCCGUGGAAGAGGGAGGGGAGGUGAUCAUCACCUGCAGGGCAAGAGGUCGUCCUGAGCCGAGGAUACUCUGGAGGCGCGAAGACAGCUCUGGAAUUUCACUCAAGGGCAAAGAAAGUCCAAAAGUGGAAACACACAGUGGAGAAAGGUUGGUACUGUCUAACGUUGAUAGAAGUCAGAUGGGAGCUUACCUUUGCAUAGCUAGCAACGACGUACCUCCAGCAGUAAGCAAGAGGAUAUCACUCAACGUUAAUUUUGCGCCUUCUAUAAAGGUACCCAACCAGCUUCUUGGGUCGCCUCCUGGAAAAGAUGUGACGAUGGGCUGCCACGUGGAAGCCUACCCAAAUACCAUCAACUACUGGCUCAAGAACAGAGGGCAGAUGCUUCUCACAAAUGGAAAACACGUGGUAGAAGAAAUAAGGAAUCUUUAUAAAGUUCAACUGAAACUCACCAUUAAGAACUUCAACUCGACAGACAUAGGAACUUACACCUGUGUUUCAACUAAUUCCCUUGGUAAAGCGGAAGGUUCAGUUAGACUGUACGAAAUUAAGAUACCGACUACAACCACAACAACAACAACUACAACCACUACUACAACUGAGAUGCCAACUACAACAGCUACUCUUCCAACACACUACCAAGUUGAGUUGAACGAAGUCGACACGAGUAGUGUGAAAAGUGGUCGUAACAGCAGAAGAAGACAGCAUUUCCCUAUGUCUUCAGCGUCAGACCAAUACAUUAAUGAGUUUCUCUUCCUCUCUGUGUUGAUAUUCUAUCUGUUAAGAUGACAUGUACAGGAGUGAAAUGAUUUAUAAAAGUUAUAUUAUGGCUCACUUCUAGAGCUGAGAAAAGACUAAUAACUUCUUGAUAUAUAAAAUCGAUGUUUUUUCUGAUCGAUCUUAGUGUUUAUAUGUUUUAUUGUGCUGAAUGUAGUCCUCAUGGAUAAAAAAAAAUAAUCAUAAAAAUUAAGAGGUGAACUGAAUGGUUCCAUCAUUAUAAAUCCAUAUUAAUGUGUCCUCGGUUUAAGUUAUUAUUAAAAUAAAUAAAAACAACAAGAUAUUUAUAUUACAUACUGUAUAUUCCUGGUCGCUCAGUUAUGUGUACAUAUUCAUAAAAUAUUGUAUAAUUUGUUAUUACUUAAAUAUUUCAGAGAAUUUUAUGAUUUUAUUUUACUACCAUGUAAGUAAUUGUAUUACAUUUCUAUAAAAUGUACUAGUCUACUAUUACUACCUAGUGCUAAUUUAUUUUUGUUUAAACAUUGUAUAUUAACAUUAUAUUCAAAAAUAUCUGAUUCAUAAUGCUGGAACAAACAAUGUCAAAUUUUUACAGCUUUAUCAAAGAGAAAUUUAUUGGUAGCUGAAUGUUUCAAACAGAAAAAAAUAUGUAAUUAUUCUGAUAAACUUGUAUGUUAAAUGUUUUCAUUACUAGAAUUUAAUCUCUCUUGUGUAUAACUAAGUAAGAAGAAUACUCAACAAACCUCAGUCCUCAAAAUUUGAUAUUGUAUGUUCUUGCAUUAAGUAACAAAUACCUUAUUCAAAAGUGUUAUAACUAAUCCAAUAAAAAUAAUUAAUAAAUCUAUCGAUAAUUUUAUUAAUACAAUUAUUAAUAAAUAAAUUUAUCAAGAAUUAUUUCUUGAAAAAUUCAACAGAAGGAAAAUAAACAUAAGAUAUUACAGUCAUCUGAAAUUUUUUUUAUGUGGUAUAUAAUUCGCCAAUUUUGCAACCUCCAAUUUUUCUUUUUAAGUAUAUAUUUUUCCUAAUAAAUAUUGGCCUAAUGAUAGUAAAAAUAAAUGUGUACAAUUAUGCAGUUUCUUUAAAAAAAAAAAAUAACAAUUAAUGGAUUGAAAGGAAUUACACCAUGAAGGAUCAUUAUUUAUCAGUUAAUUUCAAACAAUAAAAUUAAUCAAAAAUAAUAUUUGUACCUACUGUUUUAUUAUCUUCCGUCUUACUGCAGUAAAUUUUUGUUGAGUUGAUAAAACAUAAAUAAAACUAUUUAUUAUCCACUUGAAAUUAAAAUCAGACUGUAAAUUAUAAUAGUAAUAAAUUAUUGAAGGAAGUUAGU